AUGAAUAAAUUAUUAGCUAUUUUAGCUGUAAUCUCAAAUAUAUCUUCAUCUGUAAAUGCAGGUAUGGGUCUUUAUUCUAAUUGUGGUACUCCAAAUCAAAAUAGUAAUAGUCUUGACUGCAAAGGAUGUGGUACUACUAGUGCAGCCAUAGGUUUUUUCGUAGUUUCUCCAUCUCCAAAUUGUAAAGUAAGGGAUUGUACUGUUGAUCCAGGUGAUAAUCUUAACGGUUGGAUGUGUGUUUCUUGCAGUUAAUCAGUUACUCCUGUUACUGCUUAUGGUAUUGGUAAAAAGUUUCUACAAGGAAAUGCUUGUACCAAUGCUUGCUCUAAUGGUUAUGUUGUUGAUUAUAAUUAUAUUUGCUAACCAGUUUAAGGAGCAGAUGUUCCUUGUGGUACUGCAAAUUAAGCUGGUGGUAAUGCUUCUAGCUGCAAUGGAUGUGGUACUACUAGAAUAUAAAAUUAUUUCUAACCUUCUGCAGCAAAUAACUGUAAAGUUAUUAAUUGUUUUAAUUAUCCAAGUUAUCUCAAUAGUUGGAUGUGUAAAUCCUGUUAUGGUAACCCUGUUGCUCAUCAAAUUUAUUAAUAAGGUCAAUUUUUCAAUGGAUCUGUUUGCGUCGCCAGUUGCCCUAUAGACUAGGUUCCUGAUUAAAAUAAUGUUUGUUAACCCAUUCUAGGUGCUGAUGUUGGUUGUGGUACUACAAAUUAAGCUGGUGGUUAGGCUACUGACUGCUAAGGAUGCGGUGCUAAUAGUACAAUCUAAGCUUUAUUCAAAGUAUCUGCAACUCCAAGUUGUGAUGUUAUUGAUUGUACUGCUAAUCCAGGUGCUAAUCUUAAUGGUUGGAUGUGUAAAUCCUGUAAUGGUAACCCUGUUGCUAAUGCAGUUUAUUCUGCUGGUAAAUUAUUCAGUGUAAAUACUUGUGUUGCCACUUGCCCUGUAGGCUAUUCUGCUGAUAUAAAUAAUAUUUGCUAAUUAAUUCCCGUUCCAGGUGCUGAUGUUGCUUGUGGUACUGCAGGUACAACUGGUGGUAAGGCUACUGACUGUAAAGGAUGUGGUACUAAUGCUACAAUCUAAGCUUUAUUCACACCUUCUGCAACUCCAAAUUGUGAAGUUAUAGAUUGUACUGCUAAUCCAGGUGCUAAUCUUAACGGUUGGAUGUGUAAAUCUUGCAAUGGUGUCACUAAAGCUCAUACAGCCUAUGCUGCAGGAAAAUUUUUCAGUGUAACAGCUUGUGUUGCCAGUUGCUCUAAUGACUAAUCUGCUGAUUCAAAUAAUAUUUGCUAAGCUAACUCUAUUCGUAGUCCUUAUGCUAGCUCAAACUUGUUAACUUUGGCUUUUACUAUGCUUUUGUUAUUUUUAAUCAACUGA
Messenger RNA from Tetrahymena thermophila SB210, 1365 nucleotides. Its product is annotated as immobilization antigen. The transcript has a single exon. NCBI's taxonomy places the organism in Eukaryota, Ciliophora, Oligohymenophorea, Hymenostomatida, Tetrahymenidae. The record is from RefSeq and is a predicted model, not a curated record.